CCCACUGUUGGGUGAGAAUUGUGGAAGGGCUGGAGAGAUGGCUCAGCGGUUAAGAGCACCCGCUGCUCUUCCAAACUGAGGUCAACUCUCAGCGACCACACGGUGGCUCACAACCCUCUGAUGAAUUCGGAUGCCCUCUUCUGGGAUGUAGGUAAUCAGAAUGAGUGGAUUGAGUUUCAGGCCGACAAAGAGCCGUUGGAUCACCCACCUCAGCCGGCCCCGUUCUCAUGGACCCGCAGGGUUAUUUGUGCCGCCCAGCCCUCCUUUGGACCCUGAAAAGAUCAAAGAGUUACAGCGCUUCAUUAGCCUUUCCAAGAAACUGCUCGUGAUGACAGGCGCGGGGAUCUCCACCGAGUCCGGGAUCCCAGAUUACAGGUCAGAAAAGGUGGGACUUUACGCCCGCACUGACCGGAGACCCAUCCAGCACAUUGAUUUCAUCCGCAGUGCUCCGGUCCGCCAGCGGUACUGGGCCCGAAACUUUGUGGGCUGGCCCCAAUUCUCCUCUCACCAGCCCAACCCAGCCCACUGGGCUCUGAGCAACUGGGAGAAACUGGGGAAGCUGCACUGGUUGGUGACGCAGAACGUGGACGCUUUGCACUCCAAAGCAGGGAAUCAGCGGCUGACAGAGCUCCACGGAUGCAUGCACAGAGUCCUGUGCCUGAACUGUGGGGAGCAGACUGCCCGCAGGGUGCUGCAGGACCGCUUCCAAGCCCUGAACCCCAGCUGGAGCGCCGAGGCGCAGGGCGUGGCCCCCGACGGCGACGUGUUCCUCACUGAGGAGCAGGUCCGGAGCUUUCAGGUCCCGUGCUGUGAUCGGUGCGGCGGCCCUCUGAAACCAGACGUCGUUUUCUUUGGGGACACGGUGAACCCAGACAAGGUCGACUUUGUGCACCAGCGUGUGAAAGAGGCGGACUCCCUGCUGGUGGUGGGGUCAUCUCUGCAGGUGUACUCUGGUUACAGGUUCAUCCUCACCGCCCGGGAGAAAAAGCUGCCAAUAGCCAUUCUGAACAUCGGACCCACCCGGUCUGAUGAUUUGGCUUGCCUGAAGCUGGAUUCCCGCUGUGGAGAGUUGCUGCCCUUAAUAGACCCGCAGAGACAGCACUCUGAUGUCCAAAGGCUGGAAAUGGACUUUCCUUUGAGUCCCGCUGCUCAAGAUCCCUAAGGAUCCCCCCCUCCCCGCCCUCCCAUUGCCAACUCUGCAUCCUAUAGAGGGGACAAAGCCACGCCUAGAGGGCAGGCACCUUCCUGUUUAUAGAGAUGAGAGCUGCCCCCUACGGAAAGACUCUUCCAAAGAAGUAGCUGUGCCCUUGAUGGAGUAGCUGUGCCCUUGAUGGAGUAGCUGUGCCCUUGAUGGAGUAGCUGUGUCGCCAGGAAUGAAGGAUCAGGCAGAAGUCUGUAAACCACAACCGUCUGUGAGGGGCAACGUGGGGAUCUCACUCAUUCAGGGAUAACCAGAAGAGGGAUUUAUAAUUCAUUCAUAAUUCCAAAUGGAUGUGUCUGACUGAAGCACUUUGAUAUUUCUGACGACAGGAGCAAGAGCAAACACGACUUUUUUUUU
This is a messenger RNA of Mus pahari (shrew mouse), 1558 nucleotides long. It is a transcript of the gene Sirt4, whose product is annotated as sirtuin 4. NCBI's taxonomy places the organism in Eukaryota, Metazoa, Chordata, Mammalia, Rodentia, Muridae. Gene Ontology annotation, molecular function: NAD+ binding; NAD-dependent protein lysine deacetylase activity. The record is from RefSeq and is a predicted model, not a curated record. The transcript is spliced from 6 exons. Bases 161 to 1162 code for a protein of 333 amino acids.